UGCUUUGAAAAAUGAAUGUUCAUUUUUAUAAAUUCAUUGGAUUAUAAGUCGGUCACCAGUUUCGAUUUAACAGCAGUCAUGAAUUUAUGGCUUUUAAUCGGCAGCUCCAUUCUCAUAUUUAAGUGCAUGAGAUGCGAGGAUAGAAACUUUCGAGUUUACAUCGAUGAAGUUAACAUUACACAAGUAGAUACAGAUGUGUAUGAAAAAUUUGAGUGUAAGGUCUACCAAAUGGACAAUCGCACCUAUAUGGACUCGGCUCAUAUUUUCAAACGCACGAUUGAUGAUAUAACCGUGCAUGCCGUCCUGGAUUUUUGGAAGCUGAACAGCAAACAGAAAAUGAAAUUAUAUGAUGUUGAGUUUGAUGGAUGCUACAUUCUGGAAAACGCUAACAAGAACCGAUUGUUCAAUAUGUACGUACAAAAUUUGAAAAAACAUGCAACUGUAAAAUUUAAAUGCCCCUUUCGACCUAAUGUGAACUAUGAAGUUAAGAACUUGACAAUGAGCGAGCAGGAUUUCCCUUCGUUUGUACCUCUCGGAAAAUUUCGAUCCCUACUUGAGUAUUACACAAAUCGAAAACUGAUGGCUCGAGUCAUCGCAAGGGGACAAAUUUUGCCGUAUUCAACUGACCCAUUUAAAGUACUGGAAUGAUGGAUUACUAAUAUAAUUAUCCUUUGCAAAGAAUUGUUUGUUUUAAAGGGCGAGAAUACUUAUAUACAUAUAUCCUCAUACCUUUAAUAUAUUCAACAGAGUCUUUAUUAUAUAUGCACAUACGAUGCGUGGAUAAAUUGACGUCUGUAUUAAUUUGUUUAUUAAAUCAAAAAAGAUAGAUUUUGGUGAAGAGCAACGAUAA
Drosophila yakuba is the source of this 850-nucleotide messenger RNA. RefSeq lists its product as uncharacterized. NCBI's taxonomy places the organism in Eukaryota, Metazoa, Arthropoda, Insecta, Diptera, Drosophilidae. The record is from RefSeq and is a predicted model, not a curated record. The coding region runs from base 16 to 648 and encodes 210 amino acids. The transcript is spliced from 2 exons.